This is a messenger RNA of Brassicogethes aeneus, 621 nucleotides long. Lineage: Eukaryota; Metazoa; Arthropoda; Insecta; Coleoptera; Nitidulidae. The record is from the annotation of a GenBank genome assembly.
CUAAACGCGACGGUCGAGAAGCGCCAGAAAAGCGGGCGCAAAGUCACGCGUCAACUUUAAAAGUUAUGGAGUUUAUCAGCACGUACAUAUUCGAAUAAGUAGAUGGGUGAUUCAAAUUUAAAUGCCAUAUCAAUGCAAGAUGACGUGGGGUACGGUUUGAAAAAAUUUUUUUUUGCCACCACCGCAAAACCGAAGAUGAUGUCGCAAGAGUAUCUGGGCAACAUAAUGGACAUGGUUCCGCAUACGGAGAACAGCGACAUCCACAAAACAGCCAUCUUCGAGAUUAAAACCAACGGGGCGACGUUGGUAAUGAACGCUUCGCUCAACGCUACAGAAAGCGCGUUCGUUCCGGAACUGUUCUACAGACACUCCAUGGUCAUGACCAUAGUCUACUGCAUCGCGUAUCUCUUGGUGUUUGCGGUCGGUCUCGUUGGUAAUUUUUUCGUUAUCGCGGUUGUCUUCAGAUCGCCCCGGAUGAGAACCGUCACCAAUUUUUUUAUCGUCAACCUGGCCAUCGCAGAUAUUCUCGUCAUCGUUUUCUGUCUACCGGCUACGUUGAUGUCCAACAUAUUCGUCCGUAAGUACCCGUAUUAUUUUAUAUGUUACUUCCAGAGGCUAUAG